This is a messenger RNA of Lymnaea stagnalis (great pond snail), 16071 nucleotides long. NCBI's taxonomy places the organism in Eukaryota, Metazoa, Mollusca, Gastropoda, Lymnaeidae. The record is from the annotation of a GenBank genome assembly.
AGAUCUAUCAUUUCAUUUUAACUAGCAACCCUAGCGCGUCACGUGACGACACUAGGAACAACCUAAAGUCUUGUUAGUCUUAAAUCGAUUAGCCAUGGCACAGAUAUUACAAGUUGGUUAUUUGGCCCUCAAGGCAUUCACUUAGUAUAAUGGCACAAUGAGCUGAUAGAAAUUCACACAAGAAUUCGCAAAAGCUGUAGAUGAUGAAUAUCCUUUUUGAAAGUUGAAAAGCUUGAGAACAGAUGCUCACCUGCCAGGGACGAUGACCAGUUCGCGCCAUUUCGCUUUGUUGAUAUUAGGAUGUCUCGGUACGCAGCUGGGCGCACAGAAAGGUUGGUACACAUGUUCUCGUUGUUCAAUGGCUGGAGUAGUACAAACAUAGCGCAGACUUAAAAGAAAAUGAACGUAUUUUUUUGGUCAUUUAGCUGAUUUGCUAACAAGCUCUUUAAAAUGUCUGUGGCUUCAAAAAAAUAGAUCCGAAUACAUUCAAGAAUAUAUUUUAACUAUAUUGGCCAGAUUAAAUGCUGAAGAAUUUUUAGUUAGAACUUUAUUUUCUUGUAGCUACUGUUAAAUAAUACACACACACACACACACACAUAUAUAUAUAUAUAUAAGUUAAAAAAUUUAAGAAUUUGUUUCGAUUUUUCUUCCGGCUGUUGUAACUUGAUUUUUAGGACUGCAUGUUGACACUGUGUCAAAAGCUGAACUAACCUUAUGAAUUAUGCUUGAAAACUUUCUUUAAAGUUAUUUUAAUUAAUUUAUUUCUAAAUCAAUAGUUUUUUCCCCCCAGUGGUCCAAAAUUGACCGCCCCUUCUAUGCUUAUUUUCUUUGGCCAUUAAAAAUAUUGAACUUGACAUUAAAUUCCUUCACCACAUACAUAUUUUGUGAUAGGCAAAUUUUGGUUUUGAACAACUCAACUUCUGUUUCAAACACACGGUUUUCGUUUCCAGAGAUAGAGAGAACUACAUCUUCACCAUAAUCUUCAAACGAAUCAUUUAACCGAAGCGUCCAUGUAAUUGUCCUGUUGUCCUGAUAUCCUGUUGUUUUGUUCCAAAGCCCAAACAUGUCAUGCUCCGUUAUUUAAUUCAAUAUUAGAAGCCUGAAAUUUGUUUUUUUUUUACUGGACACCAGGCUUGGGACUGAUGCCCGACAUCAAGACACUGUUGGAAGAAAAGGCAUCACUUUCUCUCACAUAUCCUGUGACAUCACUUUCUAUCACAUAACCUGAGACAUCACUUUCUCUCACACAUCCUGUGACAUCAAUUUCUCUCACAUAUCCUGUGACAUCACUUUCUCUCACAUAUCCUGUGACAUCACUUUCUGUCCCAUAUCCUAAUACAUCACUUUCUGUCCCAUAUCCUGAGACAUCACUUUCUCUCACAUAUCCUGUGACAUCACUUUGCUGUCACAUAUCCUGAGACAUCACUUUCUCUCACAUAUCUGUGACAUAACUUUCUCUCAAAUAUCCUGUGACAUCACUUUCUCUCACAUAUCCUGUGACAUCACUUUCUCUCACAUAUCCUGUGACAUCACUUUGCUGUCACAUAUCCUGUGACAUCCCUUUGCUGUCAAAUAUCCUGCGACAUCACUUUCUCUCACAUAUCCUGUGACAUCACUUUCUCUCAUAUAACCUGUGACAUCACUUUGCUGUCACAUAUCCCGUGACAUCACUUUCUCUCAUAUAUCCUGUGACAUCACUUUGCUGUCACAUAUCCUGUGACAUCACUUUUUCUCACAUAUCCUGUGACAUCACUUGCUCUCACAUAUCCUGUGACAUCACUUUGCUGUCACAUAUCCGGUGACUUUACAUUCUGUCACAUAUCCUGUGACAUCACUUUGCUGUCACAUAUCCUGUGACAUCACUUUGCUGUCACAUAUCCUGUGAAUCACUUUAUGUCACAUAUCCUGUGACAUCACUUUCUUUCAGAUAUCCUGUGACAUCACUUUCUGUCACAUAUCCAGUGUCCUCGCUUCCGGUCACAUAUCCUAUGAAACUUCCGUAAGCACUAAAUUAUUACUAUACUUACUCUAAGAUUUUACAGCCUGGACUUAAGAUACUACCUUUGUUUUCUCUCAACUUUCUCUACAUACUAGGUUUUAAUAGAAUGGUCGAGUUCAAAAUAAUUACAAAUUUUGUAUUUGUUUGUCUACUUUGCCAGCUCUUCGUGUAUUUAUAGCUGAUUAUUUUAUGUUUGUAAAUAUAGCUCAUUAGGUCAUGAUUGUAGGUAUAGCUCAUUAGGUCAUGAUUGUAGGUAUAGCUCAAUAGGUCAUGAUUGUAGGUAUAGCUCAUUAGGUCAUGAUUGUAGGUAUAGCUCAUUAGGUCAUGAUUGUAGGUAUAGCUCAUUAGCUCAUGAUUGUAGGUAUAGCUCAUUAGUUCAUGAUUGUAGGUAUAGCUCAUUAGGUCAUGAUUGUAGGUAUAGCUCAUUAGGUCAUGAUUGUAGGUAUAGCUCAUUAGGUCAUGAUUGUAGGUAUAGCUCAUUAGGUCAUGAUUGUAGGUAUAGCUCAUUAGGUCAUGAUUGUAGGUAUAGCUCAUUAGGUCAUGAUUGUAGGAUUAGCUCAAUAGGUCAUGAUUGUAGAUAUAGCUCAUUAGGUCAUGAUUGUAGGUAUACCUCAAUAUGUCACGAAUGAAUGUAUAUCUCCUGGGGGCUUGGUAGUAUGUAUAGCUGACAGGGUUAGGAUUGUAUGUAUAGCUCUUUUGGUCAUGAGUGUGCGUAUAGUUCAUUAUGUAAUAAAUGUAUAUAUAACUCAAUGUGUCAUGAUUGUGUUUAUAGCUCAAUGGGUGCUGAUUGUAUGAAUAGCUCAGGCUGUCAUAAUUGUAUGUAUAGCUCAUUGGUUCAUAAUUGUAUGAAUACCUCUUUAAGUCAUUAUUGUAUGUAUAGCUCAUUGGGUCUUGAUUCUAUGAACAGCUUAUUUGAUCAUGAUUGAUUUUCAUUUAAUCUUGUCACUGCAUAUUUUCAGUGUGGAUAUCCAACAUUUAAAUGUCCUUUCGAAAUCUCUCCAUCUAAGUCUCCCUAACUGGCCUUCUUAAACUCCUCGUAUAACCUCUCGUAUUCUCUCAUAACCUAUUUUUAGAUGUUCUAAAUCCCGAGACGCUAGACUUAUAUUUAGCGUUGACAAGGUUAAACGUAGAGCUUUUACUCCUCUUUACUCGUUCAAGUGAUAACAAACAAUUACACCGUGAAAAUAUAGAUUAGCCUUUCGAGUAACAAAUUUAUGGUAGAAAAUUUCAAUUUUUAAAAUAAAACAUUUUCUACUCUCAGAAUGUGAGCAGCUACACUACGGUGCCGACUGCCAGAAUAUUUGCCACUGUAAAGGUUCCUGUGGUGUAGAUGGUAGCUGUGUUGGCGGAUGUUCGUCAGGAUGGUUCGGACCCCAAUGUCGAUAUGGUCAGUGCAUGACGAAUAACCUUAAUCAGAAACUCUGAGCAACGAGUCUAACACUUUUAACAAUUGACAUUAGCCUCUAGUUUCCUAAAGCAUUGAACCGUAAAUUAUAUUGUCUUCUACCUUCAAUGUCUUGACUGUCCCCAAACCUUAGCCCACAUGAUUAACUUAAAAAUGACUGUUCACAUUUUUCACGCAACUUAAAUUUCGUCUUGAUACCAUUGAUCCAUAGAAGGACUAUCAGCAAGCUUCAUAAUACAUUAACACUAUAGAAUACAAUAAAUUAACCAGAUAAGUUUCAAAGCAUGAGAAUCGACGCUCAGUUCCGAGCUAACAAAACACCAUAACGUAGAUUCUACAUUGCCGAGCCCGUCUCACACUACUCUAAGUCCAUGAUGUUGACAUCUUUAUAUAUUAAAGCAAUAACAUUUCCCUCCACAGAUGACUUGUCAAUCAAAUCUGUCACAGAGGAACCGAGAGAUUUCACGCUGGUGGAUGGCGAUGACACAACGUGUGUGAACCACACUGAUCAGAAAAUAGGGAUACGUGUGAUUUUUGACAAACCUAUUGCGGUUGUUUGGAUGACAAUCUCAUUGAAAAGCCAAGGUACUUUGGUGGUAGAAUUAAUCUAUACUCCAUUUAAGACGUCCAAAGCUCUGGAAGGGUUAAGGUGUCGGAUUGAUUAGAUAACAUUCGAAGAUACCAACCAACCACAUGCAAAGGUAUUUCUUAACAUUACCAGAUACACACCAACCACAUACAAAGGUAUUUCGUAACAUUACCAGAUACACCCCAACCACAUACAAAGGUAUUUCGUAACAUUACCAGAUACACAUCAACCACCACGUGACAAGGGAAUUCAUUAGAUACCAAGAUACAAACCAACCACACAAUAAAAUUAACUCAUAGCAUACGAAGAUAGCAAACAACCACACAAUAAAUUAAUUCAUGACAUACGAAGAUACCAAACAACCACACAAAAAGUUAAUUUAUAUUAUUCCUAGAAAACUACCAAAAAAAACAGAUAAAAGUAAUUCAUAAUAUUCCGAGAUACAAACCAAAAACACAAAUUUUUUUUUAUAACAUUCCAAUAUACCAACCAAUUUAAUAUCUAUUAAUGAAUAUGUAUUAAUGAAUGAUCGUUCUGUUUCUUGAUGCUGCUAACUGUGUUAUCCUGGACGACGUUUAUACAAAGAAAUGACUGUAAGAGAAAUGAGAGACACAAACAUAUUAUAAUAAUAAUUUGUACUUUGACCCUUUCUGAUAACCUUUUUACUGAAUCUUAACUGAUCAUGUAACAUAUUUAUUAUAUUUAAUUGGUCCUAUAAUUGUCAAAUGUCCUUGCGUCAUUGGCUCCUUUUACUUCAACCUGUUAGCCUGAUUUUAACUAAGUUAAGGAAUCUUUCCAGCGUGAUUUGGAAUAUGCGCAGGUCAAAAUUUAGCCACCAUCACUUGCCUCCCUUAUGUUUUGUUUUCAUAAUGACGUCAGCGAUCAAAUGUGCUGUGGUAUUUCUUUGAUUCUCCUCUCCCUUGAUUGGGAAAUGGAUGUUGAGUUUAGAAUGCGUUGCAUUUGUUCCACAGUAUGAUAUCAGGUGACGCCAUUUCUAGAAUUAUUUAUCAGAGGGUUAUACUUUAAUUCCUCUAUAUAAGUUGGCAGCUUUCCAAGCCUAUUGGGAAAUUUGUUGCUGUAUUUAAUAAAAUGAUACGAUAUGUAACAACCGUACAAGAUUGUACUCUUAAUAUUUAUAUUUUAAAUUUAAAUGUGUAUUUUAAGACUAGUGUACCUUUUCACUUACAAUCUUUGCGGUCGAAAAUCAAAGAUAAAUUCUAUUUCACUUAAAAUUGCAACAUGCGACAUCCGCACACUGCUUGACAUGGACACUACAAACAGACCUAAACGACGCAAGGCGCUCAUUGCCCAUGAACUUGCCAGAUACAACAUAGACAUCGCCGCCCUCAGUGAAACCAGACUCCCUGGCAAGGGUGAAGUCGCAGAAAGGCUUGCUGGCUAUUCUUUCUUCUGGAGUGGACGCAAACCUGACGCAAGGCGAGAAGCUUGAGUUGGCUUUGCUAUCAAAACCUCUCUUAUGAGCGAGCUUCCCAGCUCUCCAAAAGGUAUCAAAGACCGUCUCAUGACAUUGAAACUACCCCUUUGUCAUGGAAAGAAGGCUGCCACUUUAGUCAGUGCUAAUGCACCCACCAUGACAAACACAUAAGAGACCAAAGAUACGUGUUAUGGAGACCUGAAAAAUUUCAUCUCCUCCACACUAACUGCUGACAUACUCAUCAUACUUGGAGAUUUAAAUGCAUGCCUACUCGGACCAUCUACCAGGAAACACAAUGAGAAAAACAAAGCGAUCCAAAUGCUACUUGAAAAAAAACACGUCAGGCGUACAAGGCCUUCCAUUAUGAGCCAAUGUCAACAGCAAAGACAGCUGCGAUGAGGAGCAUCCGCAGCAAAGUACAGUUGCAAAUGCGCAAGAUGCAAGACUCAUGGCUGAGUGCGAAACCUGUUGAAUUUCAGGGCUUUGCAGACAAGAAAGACAUGAAAAACUUCUACAGUGGUCUGAAAGAAAUCUAUAGAGUUACUACCUCAGGUUCUUCCCCUCUCCUUAGUGUAGACUGUUCUACACUCAUCACAGAAAAGGAGAAAAUCUUGGAAAGAUGGGCGGAAAACUUUGCUAAUGUGCUCAAUGCGCCUUCCAUCAUUAAUGAUGAGGCCAUUGAAAGACUCCCCCAGGUCCCAACGAACAAGUGACUGGACGUUGUCCCAACUUUGGUCGAGAUACAGACAGCCAUCCGCCAAAUGUCCGAUUUCAACUUACCUGGCUCCGACAUGAUUCCUGCCGAAAUCUACAAAGAGGGUGGACCAGCGCCGACGGAUAAGCUAUUGCGUCUAUUCCAGAUCAUCUGGCAGACGGAAACUGUACCACAUGACCUCAAAGAUUCCUCAAUUAUCCACCUGUACAAACACAAAGAAACCGCCAGGCCUGCGACAAUCGCCGCGGAAUUUCAUUGCUGUCCAUUGCAGGCGAGAUCUUGGCCCGAGCCCUUCUGAACCGCCUGAAUGAAAAUCUGAAGCUAGGUCUCCUACCUGAAAAAUAAUGCGGUUUCCGCAAAGAACGCGGAACUAUCGAUUUGCUGUCAGGCAGCUUCAAGAGAAAUGUCAGGAGAAGAAUACAGAUCUAUAUUCCACAUUUAUCGACCUGAAUAAGGCUUUGACAGGGUGAACAGAGGUGGCUUUUGGAAAAUCAUUAAGAGGUACGAAUGGCCAGACAAGUUCAACAACAUCAUCCGUCAACUGCAUGAUGGCACGAUGGCAUGAUGGCCUGUGCAGGACAACGAUCAGUUAUCUGAAGCAUUCCCUUUCACAAACGGAGUGAUGCAGGGCUUCCAUACACUUCAAUAUUAUUUAUUCUGCAAUGCUGUCUGAUGCGUUCAAGGACUCCACCAUGAGCUUGACAAUCCGGUUUCGCACUGAUGGAUCCGUCUUCAACUUUAGGAGGCUUCAAGCUAAAACCAAGGUCAAACAUAACACCAUCAAUGAGCCUCUGUUUGCAGACGAUUGUGCCGUCAACGCUGCGUCAGAAGCCGCUAUGGAACACAGUGUUGAAAUCUUCUCCGAGGCCUGCUACAACUCAGGCCUCACAAUUAACACUAAGAUGACUGAGGUGUUGUAUCAGCCAGCUUCCAGUAAGCCCUACGUUGAACCCAACAUCAUCUUCAGCGGACAGCGUCUUAACGCGGAGGAUAUAUUUACUUGGGCAGCUCCCUCUCCAGAUCUGUCGUCAUGGAUGAGAAAUGAAUGCCGUGACUCAAAAACUAGUGCAGUCCUGUCAAUAUUGCUAUUCGGAUGUGAAACGUGGACAAUCUGCCAGCGUCAAGCCAAGAAACUGAACCAUUUUCACACACACUGCCUCAGAAAAGUCCCAUGCAUCCGCUGGCAAGACACAGAGGUCCUCGCUAGAGCAAACCUACCUAGUAUGAUCACCAUCCUGAUGCAGUCUCAACUCCGUUAGAUGGGACACGUAGCCCGUGUGGAAAAACUCCAACUCCCGAAAUAGUUAUUCUCUGGAGAACUCACGAUAGGCAAGCGCUCACAAGGAGGUAAAAAAAAAAAAUUACAAAGACUCACUGAAAGCGUCACUAAGGGCCUUCACCAUCAAGCAUACUCAAUGGUAGCAGACAGCCCAGGAAAGAGCCAGGUGGAGAACAUCUGUCAAGAAGGGGACUAAAUCUCAUGAAGCCAGUGUGAUAACCACAGCUGAGGCUUGCCCGAAAGAGCAGCAUUAGAUCACCGAAUGCAGCAACUAUCCCCUGCCCGCGGUGCCAGAGAUUAUUCCGAGCACGGAUCGGACUAGCAAGCAACCUACGAGCUCACCGUGACCCACCAUCACGCAUAACAGGAUGAGUCGAUGGUCCUAGUAUAUUUUGACGGACAAACAACAACAACAAAAACCUUUUCACUUGAUGUGCUUUAAGUUGAUAGCGUCUUUUUUUUGUUUAUGUUAAUGUGAAUUUGUAUUUUUAUAGAAAUUUAAUAGCAUCAUUAAAUUGAAUAUUCUUAGUAUCACUAUAUUUGGUGUCGUUUUCUUUGCACGCUUUUUUUUCAGACCUUUGUUACAAAUUGUUCAUUCUACGAGCGAAACUAUUAAAUUUACAAAAACAAAAAGAUAUACAACGUUACGUAUCGAGUGAGACUUUUGAUAUGGUGAAGCCCAUGACCUACGUCAUUAUAUGCUUUAUUUUCCUCUCCUAUCUAUAAAUAAAUUCUUAUUACAGUUCUGUAAGCUUCUUAAAACUAUGCUUUUAUGUUGCUUCUUUUUGCAUAGAGUUUCUUAUAUUUAAAUCCCAUAUAAAAUUUGAUGAUUUUACUCUACACUUAAAUCCCCUGUCAGCUUUUCAUUUACCCUAUAUCAACCAUGUAAUGGCUUUUCGAAACCGACAGAAAUCAUCCCAUCAUAAAUCAAAGGUUUUCAAAUGGUAUUUGAAAUGUUCCUGUCCAUUUCAGUUUCCCCAGAGAGCGUGGACAAACUCAACAUUCAGUUUAGAUCCGUGCAACAAAGAGAGUGGGAGAGGAUUUCUUGUAUGAACAAGAGCGUGGUGCUAGAGCCCACUGCGGUGCACAUCGUCUGUCAGAAGGUGCUGGAGUGCACAGAUGUGUUCCUUCAAUGGGACGAUAUGUGGGUCACGUGUUCAAUAUCUAUAUCUCAAGGUAGAUGUGGAAUCGCCUUUGUCAAAGUGUUGGUACAUUAUUUGGACCCAGUAAUUUUUUAAAUAUUAAUGUAGAGGCGUAGCUAAGGGUGACAUGUGGGUGCAGAUGUCCAUGGGUGCUAGACUAUUUGAAAGUGCCAAAAUGUGCUUUGAUAUUAUUGUAUUAAUGAAUUUUAUUUAAAAAUGAAUCUUGUCCCCGGACUCCAAACAAUCUAGCUACGCCUCUGCAUUAAUGUCUACAUCUAUACGAUUUAAACAUGCAGUGGACCAGAUAUUUAGACAUAAUGUGUAUAAGUGCUGCCCACAUACAGUUUAAAAAAAAAUAAAAGUUCCAAAGACGGCACCUAUUUGAUGGUGCGCACUCCAGUCAAUGCAUACUUAAGAAUAACUGCAAUCAGCCAGACCAGUGAGCAAAUUCAAGAAUGGUUCCAAAAUCAUUUUUGUUUGGAUUAGUGAACCAUUAUGUAAUGGAAUAAAUUUACUUACAUCGCUUGAGCAGUUUGAAAGAAACUAAUGUGUCUCUAAAUAAUUUUCAAGAUGUCUCACUAGAUUUUGACAUGAUAUAAUGAGAUAAGCUGUCAAUUUCUUAAACACCCAUUCAACGAUGUAAGUGUGGGAACUGUUACACUAUCCAUGAAAUUUGAAAUGAUAAUCUUUUCAAUGGUCAUUUCUCCUCAACAAGAGACUUUUAGAAUAGUGAGGGACCCAUAAGUGAGAGUGGCAGGUCAUCAUAGUUGCUAAAAAGUAUGUACUAGUCUAUUGAUUUGCGUUACAAAGUGUACCAGUGCCUAGCAAUUUCAAAGUAAACUUCAUACCAGUAUAACAUUUAAAGUUCUAAAAAUAGCCCCUAUGGUUUAUGAGGAUUAGGGCCUCAACAAGUCUAAAUCUGACCUGAGCUGGCACCAGCUGACCCUAGCUGACCAUAGUGACCAAUUUCACAUGAGUAGCCUAACAUUCUGUACGCCAUCUUGAACAGAGUGCUAUCCCGGCUUCUAUGGCCCCAAAUGUGUCAGUCAGUGCAGUGACGUUUGUUUAGGGAAGGUGUGCGAUGACAAGGAUGGACACUGUGUUAAUUGCCCGAGUGGACAUACAGGACCCCGCUGUGAAAAAGGUAACUGUCAUCAUUCGUAUAAAUGUGGUCGAGAUUGUUCUUUUUCUUCAUUAAUCGACGGCGAAGUUAAGUACAGCUGUUGAUAGCAUGUAUCAUAUGUGCAGUGUUUUUUUUCAGACUCCCGGGAGAUUGGGGGGGGGGGCGGAGAAUUAUAGAUGUUUGGGUUAGCAGUGUCAAGGGCGUUGGCGGAGGGGGUUUUCCGCAAUUUUUUUUUAUAUGGAGGGGCGGCAUUUUCGGACAACUGCGAGUUUCUAUCGUGCCACAACCCUAGCUACAUCACUUGGUAGUGUAUCUAUACGCGCCAAAACUGGCGACAGGGUCAGCUAUACUGUUAUUUUAUCGGGAAGUGUGUCAGAAAGCGAGGGAAAGGAUGGCGACUGGGUGAAAUAGGACAAGAGUUAUUUCAAAAUCCAUAGUUGCAUUUUGGCGUUUACCUGAAUUUAGUGUUACAAUCUCGGUUCAAAUCAUAACAGACGCGAAGCGGUCAAAAGAGUGACUUAAUAUUUUAUUAUACACAAUCACAAUCAUAAUACAAAAUAGCUCUACAUCUCAUGCUGAACAUACUAAUACUUGGCACUAAUGCCAUAUUAAUCUCAAUUCUUCAAUCAAUAGCGUCUGGAUAUUUUAAACGAUUUAUUUUAAAACAUUUUUAAAAUCUAAAUCCCUAGCAUUUAUUUUCAAACUGACUUUUCUGGGGUGGGGGGGUGGGGGUUGGGCAGUGCCCAGUACAGAUGCCUGAAACAAACAUCACUUGUGAACAAUGCUUUUCCCUUUCACAUGAAAAUAAUGGGUUUCAGAGUUAAGGGGGGCGUAAUAAUAAAUCUAGUCCCCGGGCGCAAGGCACCCCUCUGCAUUAAGCUUAGUUUGUUUCAGAAUGUGAGCCGACUUACUAUGGUAUCAACUGUCAGUCCAGAUGUAGCCACAACUGCUUGAAUCAGUUCUGCUCAAGGACGACAGGUCAUUGCGUCGCGUGCCCCUUGGGAAGGACUGGACACACAUGUGAACAAGGUCAGUACAACAAUAUGAUAUCACAUUGAAUUACGGCAGGUUACAAGGUCAGAGCAACAACAUGAUAUCACAUUGAAUUUACAGCCGGUUACUUAAACAUAUAAAAACUCGUACAUCACUGUUAAAAAAAUCUUGCAGCGUUUUGUUCCUAAAUUAUUGUACUAAUUAUAUAAAAAAGAAUGAUAAAAGACUACGCAGCAACAACAGACGCAUUGCGUUCUAAUGAAUUUUACGAUUAAAUUGUAGCUAUAACAAUGUAAAAAGUAAAACAGUCAAUGAAAAAAUAUAUAAAAUAACUUUUGUCACCCUGUUAGAACAUACAUGUGACACAUCAAUGUGGCUAAAAUUGCAACUCAGAGUUUCCUAUUUAUGUUUUGGCAUCUGCUACAAUUGUAAAGCUCUGAGUCCUGCAUGAGUCCUUCAUCACUGGAAAAAAAAAUGAUAUGAUUCCAUGUUGAGAUUCUCCAACUUUUGACAAAUCUAAAUUUGAAGAUGCUUAUAUAUCAAUAUAACUCUAUUUACUAUUUAAAAAAAAAAUUAGUUAACAUUUUACGAAGUUUGUCUCAUACAUUUGAGUAGUUUUCCAAAGGUUAAGAUACAACUUACAGCUGAACCUGAGGUAACAAUGCUUUACAGAUAUUGAAAUCACAUUAUUUCGAAUAAGUCUAAGCCGACAAAUAAAAAAAAAAUGCCCGCUUAAUUCAUUUCCUUAUUUCUUCACACCCAGAAACUCUCACGGGCUUGUUCAAUGACCCAUAUUCCAACGACAGCAACGUGAACAAAACACACCAGUUCAAUACAGGUAAAUAGUUUUGGCUGAACUUCCGGUGUUUGAAAGCAACAUGACAUGACACUACUACAUGACAUGACACUACAACAUGACAUGACACUACAACAUGACAUGACACCACGACAUGACAUGACAAUAUAACAUGACAUGACACUACAACAUGCCAUGACACUACAACAUGACAUGGCACUACGACAUGACAUGGCACUACACCGUGACAUGACAAUACGAUAUGACAUGACACUACAACAUGACAUGACACUACAACAUGACAUUACACUACAACAUGACAUGGCACUACACCAUGACAUGAAACUACAACAUGACAUGACACUACAACAUGACAUGACACUACAACAGGACAUGACACUACGCUAUGUCAUGACACUACCACAUGACAUGACACUACAAUAGGACGUAACACUACAACAUGACAUGACACUACAACAUGGCAUGACACUACGACAUGACAUGACACUAUAACAUGACAUGACACUACCACAUGACAUGACACUACGACACGACUUGACACUAACCUCAAACUAACAAAAAAAAAAAGAAAAAGAAUACCCGUUUUAAUGUUAUAAAAUAUAAAAAACUGUAUGCGACUGGCAAGCAAAAACUGCCCCGGGACAUUGCAUUCUUUUUUAAGCGCCCUAAAAGAAGGAAUUUUUUAACGCCCUUUCAAUGGGACAUCCAACAUGUGCUUUAGCGCCCUUUCAAUAUGACAUCCAACAUGUGCUUUAGCGCCCUUUCAAUAUGACAUCCAACAUGUGCUUUAGCUCCCUUUCAAUAUGACAUCCAACAUGUGCUUUUAGCGCCCUUUGAAUAUAACAUCCAACAUGAGUUUUAGCGCCCUUUUAAUGUGACUCUAAAAUGUGUUUAAGCCCCUUUUGAAUGUGACAUCCACAAUGUGUUUUAGCCCCCUUUGAAUGUGACAUCCAUUAUGUGCUUUAGCGCCCUUAGAAUGUGACAUGUAAUAUGUGUUUAAAUCACCCAUUUAAUGUGAUAUCCAACAUGUUUCAUCGCCUUUUCAUGUGAUAAAAAGAAAUGAUAUAAAAAUCAUUAGUUUAUUAAAAUGAAGUUUGUCACUUUCCCCUAUUUCCAAUCAAUUUAUCAUUUGAUUUCAUAAAUAUCAUAUUUUUUCAUAUGAUUUAUAAUCAUCUAAUUUUAUCAUUUGCUUUCAUAAAUUUCAGGUUUUAGAAAUGAUAUUAGAUCUGAAAUAUCUUUACAUUUUAUAACUGGUAAUACACUGUAUGUAAGGUCUCAUACUGUCAUACAUCCUUUACAUGCAGCUUCUGCUGAUGGCAGCACAGUAGCACUGAUAGUGGCAGCAGUCGUUGCGUGUGUUGUCCUAGCUGUGGUAGCAGUUGUUAUAUAUAUGUGAGUAGCAUUCAGUGUUAGCUUUAAAUAAUGAUAUAAGCAUGCGAGAAACAGAUAUUGGAUGAUUAUUAUCUGGACAAUGACUCUCUCUAAGAUCAAUUCUUGGGGCAUAUUGUAACUUCUAAUGGAAUCUAUAAGCGCUAAAUGUUAUUGUGUCAUCAAAGCCGUGUGUCUUCAAAGCCGUGUGUGAUCAAAGCCGUGUGUCAUCAAAGUUGUGUGUCAAAUUAUUUCAAUCUGCUUACCGCAUAAUAACGAUAUAAAUUAAUUCAGUCAGCGGCGCAUGUGAUCUGUGGAAGCCUAUGACGUAUGCCCUUCGUACAAUUGUGUAUUUCUUAUAGAAAUAUCUUAAUACUGUUGCGCAAUGUUCUGAAAACCAUAAUGGUGUGUUAACUCUUUUCCCGCUGCAAGGUCUAUUAAAAUCCAAAAUUACAACUUGAUUAUUUUUUUUCCCUUGAAAUAACCUGUAAACCUUUUGUCUUAUUCGAUGUCGGCUAAUUAAUAGAUUUUAAAUAUUGGCAAAAGUCCAGUCAUUAAAAAUUGAAAGUUUAUCAAAACUAUUUUUAACCAGGAGCGUAGGUUGUCUGGUCUACCAACCCCCACCCCCCUUGCUUUUUUUGUUUCUUAACAUUGAACGGCAGCAUUUUUGGUCAAAUCCAGAAUUUUUUUUUCACCGAUAACGGCGGCAAAUUCGCCGUCCAUCCGUCGGGAGUCACUGAAUGUAGCCAAUCAAUGUAUUUAACCAUCCAUGGAGAGAGGUAGUCCUGCUUGAGUGGUUAACGACAUGUCAGAAAAUGAAUUCAACCUGAACAGUGUCGAUUGCUAAUUCACACGGGUUUUAAGCUAAAUCGUCUUUAAAUGAAUUUUUUAAAGUAGCCUAUAUCAUCAUAAUAUUGAUAUAAUAUACAAAUAACAAAAUAUUGAUAUUUUGUUUCUUUUCUAGGCUUACACAUUUCAUAGUAUUCGUGGUCGCCCAUAAUUUGUAUUCCUACUUUUAAUGUUACAUUUGUUGGCCUCGAAAUGACUACAUAAGUAUGUUAAAAGUCAACACUGAAACUAAACAACAUCAUACAUCUUGUCAUUUCAGACUGCGAGAUAGACUCUGCAGGUCCUGCCUGGGACCAAGCUAUCCUAAAUAUCGUGUUUUUACGACAUCCGAGACAGACUUCUCUCCAGAUGGAAACGAUGAUACAGCAGUCAUCAUCAGCUAAAAUUUCAAUUUCAUUAUAGGACUUUUGAAUAGUUUUGAUUGUCAUUAAUUUGUGCCAAGGCUGAAUUCUGGUUACAGCAUCUUCGACGUCUGCUGUCUCAGUACAACUAUCUGGAAGCCAAACAAGGUGUUCCUACGUACAGGACGUGGGGAAGGCCCCGUAAUGUAUUUUCUGAUACCUUCUCUUGCUACAUCACAAUGUCAAUCUGAUCAUAGUCUUUUAUAUAUAAAUAUAUAUGCUUAUAUACCCCAUUAUGUACUAUGAUGGACCGCAAGUUAUACCUCAAGUUGAUAUGUCUUAAUGGUAAACAGACAACUUCAACCAAUAAAGUGUUAUACUUUUAUGUUCGUCGAUGAACAUUGGGCACAUAGAAAACGACACUAUGAUCAACAUGUGUUGCUGACAAAAAUGGAUGAAAUAUAGAUACAUUCUAAAUAUUUAAUUUGAUGAGACUGCAAUAAAUUAUGUCUAUAGAACUUUGAAUUACUGAUUUGUUUCGUAAAGGAUUCAAAGAUUAAUCAAAUCAGUAGUAAUCCAAAAGAUGACGUGUAUUUAUAAAGCAGUUUAAAACAGUGAUUGAAGCAUUUUUAUUUGAGACUAUAUUAAUAAUAAAUAUUGUCAUUUUUAUAUUUACCUGUGAAUUGAUUUUAACCAUAAUACAAAAGAAUAUCUAAAUGUAUCACUUUUCUUAAUGAUUACGAUAAAUAUUUAAGAAUGAAUUCUAUUGAAUGAAAAACUUAAAUUUAAAAAAAAACACAUUUUCAUCGGCAUAAUACAUUGAAGUUAACACGUGUGACGUCAUGUAUAUUUACUUAAGUAUGAUCCCCCUCCCCCCGGCAAAUGUCGUCUUCAAGAUUCUUCCAUUCAUCUUGUUCCUAUCCAUUCCAGCUGCCUCCAUGUGUAUACAAUACUAUGUGUUUCUGCAUGUCUUCUUUUUAUUUUCUCUCUUCGUUUUCACCUGUAGUUUCCAUGUCAGGAUAGUCUGGUGAUGUUUUCUGGGGUUUAAUGAAGAGUGUGCCCUAUCCGCUUCAUCUUUGAAGAGUGUACCACGUCCAUUUCAUCUUUUAUUAGUGUGCCCUAUCCACUUCCUCUUUGAAGAGUGUGCAUCCAGUUCAUCUUUGAAGAGUGUGCCCUAUCCACUUCCUCUUUUCUUUGUGAUGUUAUUUUAGAAACAGGUUCCUUUGUACGUUUUUCCAGUAAGCCUUGGUUGUGGGUGACGUUUGGCCAGUUCAUGGUCAGGAUCUUUCUAAGAAAGUUUUGUGAAGAUCUGUAUUUCCUGCGUGAUGCUCGCCGCUGGUCUCCAAGUGUUCGCUUGGACUGAUUUGAGAUUUGUGUCCCACACUCCAUUUUUAGUUUGUAGGGUCAGCUCCGGUGAUUCCCAUCUUUGCUUAACUAAACCUUCCCAACCGGAUCUCUUCCCUAUGGCUCAAAGUUGUGACCUUGACCUGACGGCCUUGUAGCUAAAGCAUCAUUGGCGUGGCUAGCAAAAAGGUUUGGUGAUUGGAUCAUUUUAACAUGCCUUCCAAUAGAAUUUAAUUAACAGUUAAAACACACACAUACACGCUCACCUAAUAUAUGCAUAUAAAUAUAUGUUAGAGAAAGCAUAACCCAUGCAUUUUAAACGUAAGGGCUCUUAACCUUGAUGUGCUUCAAAGUAAUAAUAUGUUGGUUAAUGAGACUGUCGCAAUAUUGGAUAAGAAACUAUGUGAGUGAUAUGCUAUACGUAUUUUGAUUGAUCAAUUCCAAUAUUUAUUUGCAUCCAAAUAAAUUACUUAAAAAGAGGAGAAAAAAAAUAUUCAUCAAAGUUGUUGUUUGGCCAUAUACUGUCUGACUGGUAUGGCAGCAACUAUUUAUCUUAUCAUCCUGGUUCCCAAUGUGUUCCCAAUAAAUUCUUGUGCCCGUGACCUUUUCUAAUCGUCAAUAUUCAAAACUAUUGCCAGCUCAAAUUGUAAAUGUCCACCCAAAAAUUUCAAG